Messenger RNA from Cryptomeria japonica (Japanese cedar), 1983 nucleotides. Its product is annotated as root phototropism protein 2. NCBI's taxonomy places the organism in Eukaryota, Viridiplantae, Streptophyta, Pinopsida, Cupressales, Cupressaceae. The coding region runs from base 157 to 1851 and encodes 564 amino acids. The transcript is spliced from 6 exons. Gene Ontology annotation, molecular function: protein binding. The record is from RefSeq and is a predicted model, not a curated record.
GCUCUUAAUUAUCCAUUUAUAUCUAUCCAAUCUGCUUGCUCUGUUCUACAAAGCAGGAAAUACAAUUGGCUGAGAGAAUUUUAAGUCCUGCUAUUAUCUUUUUCAUCUUUAAGUAUUGCCAUAAUCCUUGGAAAUACAUAUACUCUGUAAUCAGCCAUGUCUUCUCAUUCAUCCUCCUCCAAGAGACACCACAGGCUUUCAAGUGUAGCCAUGGAACGAACCUGUCAAUGGAUUUUUUCUCAGGAUAUUCCUCCUGAUGUCACCAUUAUAGUAGGAGACACAUACUUUUCACUACAUAAGUUUCCUCUUGUAUCCAAAAGUGGGUAUAUGCGAAGGCUGGUAGCAGAAGCAAAUGACUCGGAUCUGACAACAAUCAGGCUGCCUGAAAACUUGCCAGGAGGUGUAGAGGCUUUUGAACAAGCUGCUAAGUUUUGCUAUGGAAUUAACUUUGAAAUCAGUGCUGCAAAUGUUGUUGGGCUGUAUUGUGCUGCAGAGUGUCUACAGAUGACUGAAGAAUAUGCAGCAGGCAAUUUGGUUUCAAGGACUGAAGAUUAUUUGCAGCAGGUGGCAUUGAAGAACUUUUGUGGUGCCUUAGCAGUGCUUCAUUCCUGUAAAACCCUUCUUCCUGCUGCAGAAGAUCUAAAUAUUGUGAGUAGAUGCAUAGAGGCUGUGGCCUCUAAUGCAUGUACAGAGUUCAAUUUCAAUACCCUCCAAUGCUGGUGGGCAGAGGAGCUGACAGUGCUGAGUAUUGAUUUUUAUCAGAGAGUUUUACUAGCCAUGAAGCCCAAGGGACUGUCCUAUCAGGCUCUGGGAUCAUCCCUUGCUCUUUAUGCAGAGAAAUCUCUGCAAGGAAUUGUGUGGAAGGAGCAGGGUACUGUAAACAACAUGUGGGAUGAACAGAGAAUUCUGAUUGAGACUAUUGCGGGGCUCUUGCCAGCAGAGAAGAACACCAUGUCUGUUACAUUUCUCUGUGGUCUACUCAGAUCUGCAAUUUAUGUGAGCACAACAGAGGCCUGCAGGAUGGAUCUGGAAAGGAGGAUUGCUCUGCAACUAGACCAUGCAACUGUUGAUGAUCUACUCAUUAUCCCUGGUACUAGUGCAGACUGUAUCUAUGGUGUGGACAUUGUGCAUCGGAUUGCCAUUGAGUUUUUGGAUGUGGAAAAGCAUAUUGGGCUUUCAGAAGCUUGCUAUUGCUCCCCUUCUGUGAUAAAGAUCUGCAGAGUGCUGGAUAGCUAUUUGGCAGAGAUUGCGAAUGAGCCAAAUCUAAGUAUUGAGAAAUUUGUUGCAAUUCCCAUUCUGAUGCCAAGACAAGCACGGGAUGUGGAGGACAGCCUAUACAGGGCAGUUGAUAUUUACUUGAAGACACAUCCAUGUUUAGAUGAGCUACAACGUGAAAAGGUAUGUAGUAUAAUGGACUGCCAUAGACUUUCGUAUGAAGCUCGCAUGCAUGCAGCUCAAAACAACAGGCUGCCAGUCCAUACUGUAGUCCAAGUACUGUACCAUGACCAACUUCAAGUUCGCAGCACAAAGAUAAGUGAAUCAAAGAGGAAGUCACCCAAAACAGCUGCAGAUGUAACUGCAGCAGCUUAUUCUUCACCCAGAGAUAUAAACACUGCCAUUCUUUUCAAGGAAAAUGAAGAAUUGAAGAAAGAAUUGAUCAGAAUGAAAACGUACGUAAAGAAUCUAGAAAAGGAGCCUCAAGGUAAGAAGAUUUCAUUCCUUUCUUCGGUUACCAAGAAGCUUGGGAAGCUCAAUCCAUUCAAUCGUAAUGUUUCAAAAGAUACAAACAGUCUUGUAGACCAUGACGAGGCAGCUAGUUUACCACGGAGGAGAAGAUUUUCGAUCUCCUAGUCAAAUUUGGAAAGAUGUAUUCUGUACAAUAAUGUAAAUUGUAGUCCCUGUAUUUUGAGUUGUUGAAAUGUAUAUGCUAUCAAUUUGCAAGGAGGCGAUAAAAUCAAUUAUAAAAAUUGUAAUAUUACUUUA